AUGGAUUUUCUGUCUGAUUUCAACGAGGAAAUGGCGGCCAACGACAACUACAAGAUCAACUAUGGCACCAGGGUGCAGCGUACAGGGAAGAUUUUCUCGUUUACCUUUUGGAGGACGCAGAUUGAGAAUGAGGUGUUUUGGAGCGUUCAAGGUAACAAAUGUGACGGCUCAGCCUGGAUCGUCACCAAGUACUUUGGUCCUCCCGAAGAAGCGAAGCGGUACCAACAAGAAAUCAUCAUUCACCACCCCACAGAAAAGAAAAUCAAAAUGAUGUACACGGGCUCCCUCACAAAGGGGAUGAACUGCAUCAACAUAUCCAAAGAAAUAGUACAUCAUUUCAAGGACGAAUCGAACAGUUUGUUCUUCGAGUACAGAAUUGUCAAACUGAAAAGGAGGCCGUAUCCGCAAAGAAACUUGUGAAGAUACUCAGGAAGUGUCUGAAUGGCAGAUGUUACGAGUUUGGAAAAAUCGAAAUGAGAGUGUGGGAAAAUAUUUUCAGUUUCCUGAAUGCAAUUUUCCUAGAGCUAAAAUAUAUUUCAUAAAAGAAUUAAUGUUUAUAAAGUUUAACAUCAGCUUGGUCUAUGAUGGUCAGAAGAUCUACACACACGGCGAGUUAAGUAACCUUACGCGAAACUUGCUGAUAAAAACAAGAAGCGACUUACUGUUUUAUUUGAGAGAUUUAAUUAUUUUUCUCAUAUCGGCUGGGGUUCUAGGAAGAAUAAUAGUAAAGUGAAAAUAUUUUCAAUUGCGUUGUCGACUACAAAUGAUGUGCGUGUUAAGGAAAUAAAAAAAGGUAGAACGAAUUACAAGACUUACGCAACGAUGACUAUGAGUUUACAAUUAACUAGUCUGUUUUUUAUGUGGAACUAACACGAGAGAUCUCUGGAACUGAUAUUUCGUACUUCAGAACAGCUUUAUUGGUAUUAUAAAAAAUUGGUUGGUCUCAUUUUAGCACAAAAUGAUGUUAGUCCAACAAAGUUCCUGUUUAACGAUGAGUUUUUUAGAAAACUGUUCUUGAAGUUAUAAAUAAUUAUAGCCCAGAUUUUAGAACAUUUUGUACAUUCUGUACGCCCGGGUGAUUGGUAUGAGAAAAGAAUAAAUACAAAAUGAUCUAGUUAUUAGGGCUGCUCUAUUUCUAAGCUACUUGUAUCUAUAUUAGGUAUUAAUAUAGUAUACCAAGUAAUAAUGCUUUGUGAAAACGUGUGCUAGGUAUUUAUCAGACGUUGCAGAUUACUCAUAUAUACAGGAAUAUUUAAAUAGAAAUAAACAGAUUAAUCACUGCAAUCACUGAAUCAUUACGAAUUCCAUUUUUUAUCAGCAGAUGACCUCAGUAGAAUUAUUGGAACUGCUGUCACUAUUUUGACACAUGAUAAGAAUUCCGAUAUUGUUAUAAAACGCGGAGAAACCAAGUGUUACCUGCCCUGCUUUCACUUUUUUAAUUUUGUGUAUAAAUACACACCAAUAUAAUGCCUAUAGCAAGAAAAGAUCAUAGUUCAGUUUAUUUCAAUUGACUGUUUUUUGUGUGAAAACUAUCUGAAUUCUCUAAGGUCUAAGACUAAUUUGAAGGUCGUAUUAUGAAUCGAAAUUUGAGCUCUGCAAUAAAUCCAAAUAAUUCUUUUAUCAAAGGCCUUGUGUGGAAAAGUACCGUUUAAGCAACAACUGUCAUAUAUGAAAGGUUACUGCCCUUGCCAGGUGAAACCAACGUUAUCCUGUAAAGUUACCAUAAUCGAGCUGAAAGCAAGUACAAGGGCAAUAACCUUACUUAUUAAAGUUACACCUGCCGGAUUUUCGUGGAAUGCAUAUUGCAUGUUGCAAUUGCUAAUUGCAAACAAAAAUCUCCUGAAACGCUGUAUUUUUUAUAACGUUUGUUAAUUAAAAUUUUUGUACUUAAGUGCAUGUCAGCAUGUUAUUUAAAUGAGUUUUAUGUAACAGGGCCGGGUUAUGAUUUCUGUGAGCCUCAGCAAAUAGCAGAGAAGCCCAUAUUGAAAUAAAUGAAUCCUCAUAUUAUAAUAAGGACCUCAACGAAAGAAAACUCGAAACCGAAACUAAUCACAAUAAUCGCAUUUUCUUCAAUCCAGCCCUGAUUUUAUUUUUUAUUUUUGUGAAGUGACUUGUUUUAAUAAAAUAUUUGUUAAAA
This is a messenger RNA of Acanthoscelides obtectus, 2137 nucleotides long. NCBI's taxonomy places the organism in Eukaryota, Metazoa, Arthropoda, Insecta, Coleoptera, Chrysomelidae. The record is from the annotation of a GenBank genome assembly.